AUGGAUAGUGGGAGGCGUUGUCCUGACGACUCAGAUGAACUCUUCCAGGUAACCAUUGUGGCGGAGGAGAGGAGCAAAUACCUGUACUGGUCACGGGCGCGCCUCCACCAUGUGCUGCAUUUGAGGCCCUUCCUGCGUGCCAUCAUUCAUAACCUCGUCGGGAAGGACAUCACCACCAAGCUGUACUCCCUGAAUGAGCAGCUUGGGGUGGGCAGCACGGGGACAGGGGAGGGGCUGGGGAGGGGUGUGGGGGCACAGGACGUGUGGCGGGGUGGUGUGGUGCAGCGGUCCAUGAGUCUCGACACGGUCCACACGGGCACCAAGGGCUUCGUGCGGUCGCUGGCUUGGCGCGCGUCUCACAGAAGGACGUCAACACAGUACUGCGACAGCCUCAGGUCAUCACCGGGACGGUCUGGGGACGAGUCCAACUCUUCAGACCCAACCCUGCGUGGGAGCUCCCUGCAGCACCACCACGACCUCCACCAGGAGCUACAGGUGCUGGUGGUGGGCAGCGAAUUCAGUCGCAGACAGCAACAGCAACAACAGCAACAGCAGCAGCAACAGCAGCAGCAGCAGCAGCAGCAGCAGCAGCAGCAGCAGCAGCAGCAGCAGCAGGGAGGACUGGCAGCUGGUGGCAGGAAGGGCCAGCGGGACAACGUGGUGAGAUUCCACGGCAUUCCAAACUCGUGAUGGUCUGUGGCAGCACAACACCAAGACCCCAAAGUCUCCCCCCGUGGCUUGUAGCAGCCGGGAUCCUCGUGCAUCGGGAGCCAAGACUCGCCGUGAAGCUGAGGUGGCUGUCAGGACCUUUGCAGACCGUGGCCACAGGUCACCAGUGCAGUGGUUGGGCUAGACAGGCUGGCUGAUGGAUGGACUCUCGUCCCAUUCCUACCCCUUAUCACCUGGUGUAGACGAUAAGAGUCGUUCUAUAUCCUCCACUACCUAUAUAAAAGACAUGUAUGCAUAUAUUUAUAACCCAUCGGUGUACAUGGCAUGUUCCUGUACGUGAUUCCCAGCUCACGUGUGACAGACUGUUCCAAGAGGCCAUAGUGUGGGUGAGGAAGUGAGGAAGGAGCAGAAGGAGGAAGAGGAGGAGGAAGAAGAGGAGGAGGAGGAGGAGGAGGAGGAGGAGGAGGAGGAGGAGGAGGAGGAGGAGGAGGAGGAGGAGGAGGAGGAGGAGGAGGAGGAGGAGGAGGAGGGGGAGGAGGACGAGGAGGAGGAGGAGGACGAGGAGGAGGAGGAGCAGCAGCAGGAGUGUUUGUCAGUCAUUGCUCAGAAAUAAGUGAUUUUUUAGGGGGACUGUUGCAUGAGCUAGAGGAAAGGAGAGACUCAGUGCAGCCUUAUUCAAACGUCAGAAGCCUUUUAGUGAGACUGGACGAGAGCAAGUAGCCUAAGUGGAUCUCAUUCAGAGUGAGAUGAGUUGGAGUUGAGUGUGAGUGUGAUGGGCCUUGGAUAAAGCCUGUGUGUGUGUGUGUGUGUGUGUGUGUGUGUGUGUGUGUGUGUGUGUGUGUGUGUGUGUGUGUGUGUGUGUGUGUCCAUCUUUACACUGCACAAUAUACCUGGAAGUGUAAAUCUCAAUGGAUGUUAUGACUGGUGUGAAUUUCAACAGUUUUUUACGUAUUGGAGGGAGAUGAGAGAGGAGUGCUUGUGUGAUGCAGUGUGCCAAUGUGUACCUGUUAUCAGUCAGUCUUUUGUGUUCCUUCAUCCAGGUGUUCCCUCAUUAGUGGAUCCAAAGGGUGUGCAGGACUUCUUACCUGUUAAUUAAGGGUGGUGAUUUUACCUGUGGGAGUGGGAAUACCUGUGUGUGUGUGUGUGUGUGUGUGUUAGUGACUUCAAUAGUAUCCACACAUUGCAUCCAAACUCCACACACAUUCAAAUAAUAUGUUGAGAAUCUUUUAUCCAAGAUUCUGAAAUGCAGAAACUUCCAAAAAUCAGAAAUCUGAAGUACAUCUGGAUACAAGAUUCUCGACUUCAGAUACACAAUAACACAUGGAGAAGUAAACAUUUCCCAAGGUUAAGACAAGAGGGACCUUUGUCAGACUCCCCACUGUUACACUCACCAGCAGACCCGGCGACUGUCUUUCCAAUACCACCACCCAACCGUACACCGAAGAGCAGCAUGACAGAACUGCUCAGUCCCUCCACCUGAGUCAGUGUUAACUUUCUGCCUUCCUGCGUUUCUUUUAUUUCAGGAGUGUUGCGUCAGUAUGAUGAGUGAAUGUAUGCGUGAGGGAAUGUGUUCUGUGUGUGGGGAUAUGUGUGUGUAUUCUGUAUCGCCUCAUACCUGUGUAGUCGUAGCAUUCAUCUGUAAUUAUAAUGUGGUGGCGGUGUGUAUGUAUGUGUGUAGGGGUGGAUGGGUGUCCUGAGGUGGUGCUACAGAAAGGCAGAACAGAGACCUGGCAAGGUGUGCUUAACAGACACAAUUCCACAGUUAGAAGCACAUGUUGCAGCACUUGCCUCUUCCAAAAGGUAAUGAUAGGUAGUUUUGAAUAUGCAGCAUUUUUUUUGUUAUCUUCAAGCUUCCAUUCAUGUGAUACAAACAACUGCAACAGCCUUAGUGCUGCUCUUUGUCACUGGCAUGGUGCUCCGAACCCAAACUGUUUCAUUGAGGUAUUUGGCAUCAUGACUGAAGAUGUGAUAGGUUCAGGUAAUGGUUAAGUAAGGCAAGUGUGUGAUGUAAAGUGAUGAAGGGUUUUGUCUCUCAAGUUAAGCUUUAUUCAUUUUCUCAUUUUUGUAGGUGUGUGAAAUUAGUUUUAAUUUUUUUCUUUAUAGAUUUGCAGUUUUAAGCAUUUCUAGCAUUGCUUAUCUUCAUUUUAUGCUUCAUGAUUUUCAAAACCAAUAAUUUGCAUUGAAAACAUACACAGAAAGAUCAAAACCAUUUAGUCCAGAUAUUAUAGUGUUUAGAUUCAUAGUUAGAGUGUGACACAGAUUACCCCUGUCUCAUUUCCUACUUUCAGAGACAAAAAAAACUUGACCACUUCAACAGAUUUUUUGCACGAGAAACAAACAGAUCAGCGUAGGUAGAGUUUUAAGACACGAUUCUCACAUUUCUUCCUUUCAGAGGCAAGUGCUGGAACUGUUUCCCCUUAGUGUUGUCAUCCUGUGAGCCGCCUCUUGUCUGCCUGUGUGAAUCUGCAUCUUGUGUCAGUCUGGGUCACGUAAACUAUUUUUUCAGUGCACAGACAUUUGCUUGUGUCUUGUGGCUCAUCUGGUCUUCAGGUUUCCAGUCUUCAGGCCUCAAGGUUAGAGAGAGAGAGUGAGAGGUAGAGUGCGUGUGUACCAAGCAGUGAAUGCAUUAGUUAGUUGCUACUGUUGAUACUGCUACUGCUGCUUUUUCUACUACAGUAUCUCUUUCCUUCUCCCUUUUUAUAUAUACAGUUAUGUAUCAAUAUUUUUUUGGUUAGUGUGGCAUUGUUUUUUUUUGUAUGUAUUGUUAUUACUUAGCUUCCAGAUACUACAAGCAUUGAAACUCUCUCUCUCUCUCUCUCUCUCUCUCUCUCUCUCUCUCUCUCUCUCUCUCUCUCUCUCUCUCUCUCUCUCUCUCUCUCUCUCUCUCUCUCUCUCUCUCUCUCUCUCUCUCUCAUAAUGUAUUAUGUCUUCUCUUUUUUUACUAUAUAUAUAUAUAUAUAUAUAUAUAUAUAUAUAUAUAUAUAUAUAUAUAUAUAUAUAUAUAUAUAUAUAUAUAUAUAUAUAUAUAUAUAUAUAUAUCUGGCUAUCUUUUCUCUCUCUGACUUUUUUUUCACAUAGAUUUGAAUUUUCUUUCAUACAUUCUUUUCUUCUCCCUUGAAUAUUUUUCAUGCGUACAAUCUUACUCCAUCUUCUCUAACUACCUUUAAUUUCUCCUGUAACUUUUUAGCUUCCUUUUCUUUUUUUUUUUAUUUCUCUUACCUUUCUUUUCUACAUUUACUUUCUUUUCUUACUUUUCAAAAUUCUAACUUUUCUUACCAUAAGCGUCUUGUCUUUUUAUUCUCUCUCUCUCUCUCUCUCUCUCUCUCUCUCUCUCUCUCUCUCUCUCUCUCUCUCUCUCUCUCUCUCUCUCUCUCUCUCUCUCUCUCUC
Messenger RNA from Scylla paramamosain (green mud crab), 4057 nucleotides. RefSeq lists its product as uncharacterized. The transcript has 6 exons. Gene Ontology annotation, cellular component: sarcolemma. Gene Ontology annotation, molecular function: cAMP binding. The coding region runs from base 1 to 690 and encodes 229 amino acids. Gene Ontology annotation, biological process: striated muscle cell differentiation; heart development; skeletal muscle tissue development. The record is from RefSeq and is a predicted model, not a curated record. NCBI's taxonomy places the organism in Eukaryota, Metazoa, Arthropoda, Malacostraca, Decapoda, Portunidae.